CGCGCCGAGGACAAACGACAGAUACUUGGCGACUCUGCUCGCGGAGCGGCAAAAUCUGAGUCCUUUUGUGGAAGUUCUACCGAACUGUAGUCGGCUGCUCAACCAAGCCUCUGCCAAUUUUGAUGGGCCCAGGAGGCUCAGUCCCACAAGUAUCACCCUUCUGGGGAGCACAGGGAGCUGCUGCGGGACCACUUGUGAGGAAGACACGCAGGAUUGAUGUUCCUGUUGACAAGCACCCAAAUUACAAUUUUGUUGGACGCUUACUCGGUCCUCGAGGCAACUCUCUAAAGAGGGUUGAGAGUACCACCGGUUGUAGGGUUCUGAUACAAGGAAGAGGAUCCAUCAAGGACUCGGGAAAGGUGCGACAAAGUCCAGCUGCUGAUGAGCAUGCGAAGGAACUUGAAGAUAAAAUGAGGGAUAAGCCAGGGUUUGAGCAUUUGAACGAGCCGCUGCAUGUGCUCAGCGAAGCCGAGCUUCCCGCAUCAACAGUUGAUGCAUCACUGAAUCAGGCUGCUGAAAUCGUAGAGGAGCUUCUGAAGCCAGUGGAUGAAAACUACGACGUUGUCAAGAAAGCACAGCUGAGGGAAUUGGCAAUCCUCAAUGGAACCCUUUGUGAAGAUUCGGGGCCAUAUUAUGGAGGAUCUGCAGCGAACAGUGCUGGUCUGAAACGCGCAAAGAGUAGGAGAUGAUGGAGUUUGCCUCGAUUAUCAGCGCUUUGCGACUUUUUUGAAUUAAUCGGUCGGAGAAGGGAAGAUGUUACGAAGGGUCUGAAGAGAAAAAGGGGCGAUGGGAGAGUGGUAUGUGCGCGGGCGGCAUUGGCUUACACUAG
This is a messenger RNA of Chara braunii, 829 nucleotides long. The record is from the annotation of a GenBank genome assembly. Lineage: Eukaryota; Viridiplantae; Streptophyta; Charophyceae; Charales; Characeae.